Messenger RNA from Psilocybe cubensis, 1908 nucleotides. RefSeq lists its product as uncharacterized. The record is from RefSeq and is a predicted model, not a curated record. The transcript has 5 exons. The coding region runs from base 1 to 1908 and encodes 635 amino acids. Lineage: Eukaryota; Fungi; Basidiomycota; Agaricomycetes; Agaricales; Agrocybaceae.
AUGUCCCGACUUUGGCGGUGGAUGAAAAAACUUAAAUGGGCGGGGUUUGCAGGGCAUAAUGGGAGGACUGCACUGUCUGUUGGAAAAGGAGAGCUUGCAAUUUUCUGUCCUGCAUGCCCACAACCUGGAAUCAAUUUACCCACUAAUUGGAGAGAGGACACAAAUCAAUGGGUGUAUAAGCGGAUAUUCGUGGCGGAUGGAAAUUUCAAGGCUGAUCAUGUCCGCUCAGAAAAGCCAUCUCGGGAUGUCUGGCUUUCAGAAGGUAGUGGCAUGAUACCAGAUUGUACAGAGUAUCAUGCUUUUCUCAAAUCUGCUAUUGAGGCACUAACGGGUGCUCCAUGCGAGAACACAUUCCGUGCAAUUCAAAAUUCUCUGUUGUCAAAAUCACCUUGCGAUGUUACAGGAAUUGUCGGCAUUGCAUGCACCCAACAUGGCUGCUAUGCUCCAAAUGCUCUUGUUGACCUUUUCAAAGGUGAGCAGCAAAAAAAUGUCGACUUUGCAUUUUUAGCUGCACUUGCAUCGACCGGUGUCCAUCCCGACCAAGGCACAAUGGUUAUAUAUGACAUUGUUUGCCAGUAUAUCAUCUGGCUACUCAAACGGAUUAAGGAUCAUCUCCCUAAUGGACUCAAGAUUGACAGAGCAAUUGGGAUGUUUCAUGUUCAUGCACACAAAGAUGAGUGUUUUUUCCGAUAUGCACCGACUUUUAUUCCUGGUGCCGCUUGUGUUUGCGGAGAAAUUCUUGAAUCGCUCUGGGCCGACUUAAAUGCCAUAUUCCCUGCAGCUUGUACAGCAACAUUAGCACAUCGAGCAGAGAUUCUUGAUGAUCACGCAUGCGAUUCCAACCACAAAAAGGCACUUGGGAUAACCCGAUAUCUUUGCCGACGAUAUUUGGAAGCCGAAGAAACACGAGAAAAAUAUCGGAUAUGUUUCUCUAACCUUACCAAUGCUGCCGAUCCCGAAGCAGUCCAGUUGUGGACUAAGCAGAUUGAGCAUGUAGAGCAACAUCGGUUGGAAGAUCCAAAGCUCAUGGACAUUUAUAUGGCUAAACGGCCUGGAUCUGCUCCAGUCAAUACAGCCGCAAUAAUUGAAGAGAAACAAUUGGAUAUACGGAUGCGUGCUCGCCGUCUUGUCAAUCAUGACCGCCUCACCGACCGUGUCAAACUUCAAAAACUGCGCGAUGCCCUCAAAACAUUAAUGGUUCAACUUAAUAAACUCCAGGCCAAAGCGGGUGUUAUUGCUACUGGGAGGCAAGAUAUUGACAUAUCCGACCAGAUUUUAAUUGACUGGGAAGAUGAAGAAGAUGUUUUGGCUCCGGGGUCGGGUCCGACAGUAAACGAGGACAUUGAUCUACAACCAAUAUGCUUACCGUCGAAUGGUGCUGCAAGCGAAAUUUAUGCAUCAGAUGAACUUGAAGCCAGAAUAUCAAAAGCUAGAAGUCACCUUAACCAAAUCCGAGAACUAAUAGCAGAGCGGUCUUUCCAGUUUAAAGAAGUUGUCCGAAAGGGUCCACAAAAAGGAGUUCGCACACGAGGUCAAACAGCGGUAAAAGAGUUGAAAGAUCAAAUUUCAAUGCAUGCACAGGCGUACUCACACUGCCAAAGUCGUAUUGUAAAGCUCAGGGCCGAUGAUGAAAUUCUCAAGGAAUUGCGCAUUUUAACCAAAGAAGACAUCAAAUCAAGUACUGCUAUUCUCAAUCCAAAUUUGCCAGGAUCAACCAAAUUUCGUUUAUCAUGGAUUUGGUAUUCUGUACACCAAAGGUUCGGACCACGAUGGGCGCUUGACCCAACAGCUACACCUGAUGCCGACCCAAACACAUUGUCGGAGGAAGCAGAUCCCGCUACUUUAAACGAGUUCAUUGGUUGCGGGCACGAGCACUCUAUCAUCGGUGGCAAGAAGAAGCAACACUAG